Messenger RNA from Caenorhabditis auriculariae, 803 nucleotides. The record is from the annotation of a GenBank genome assembly. NCBI's taxonomy places the organism in Eukaryota, Metazoa, Nematoda, Chromadorea, Rhabditida, Rhabditidae.
AUGACCGUACAGUGCAUCGCUGGAAAAUGGAAGCAAACACCAGCGUUAAGCGAAGGUCAGAAGAUUGAUGGCCAGAAGUUCGUCUCCAAGGGGCAGGAAACUCGAGAUAUAAAAGACGACCUGGGGCACAAAUCAGCACGGCGUCUGCCAUGAACUACUUCUUCCUUCUCUUCGCUUUGGCUCUCCUCUCGUCGGCCCUAUGCGGCCCUAACCGCUACGGCUUCCCCGAUUCCUACGAACGAUAUUUGGAACGCGUAAGUUCACUCCAUAUCUAAAAAGAAAAAUUUAUAAAAAAACUAUACUGUAUUGUGGGUUCGCUGGGAAAAAAAUCCUGAAAAACUUAUUAUUUUUUUGUACAAUUUUUUUACUUAUCGUGUUUAAACGUUAUCAAAGGCUUUCUUUAGACCCACCAAACUGUCAAAAAUCAACAAAUUUAUAAUAAGUAAGCUCAAAAAGCUCGACAAAUUGGCAAAAAUCGAUUUUUUUAAAUUCUGCCUCAAAUUUAAGCGCCAAAACUUCAAGAAUAUUAUUCUGUUUCAUGAAUAAUUCAUUAAAUGAUUUUCAGCAAGGAGCUUGGGACUUCAAGAAGCACGAAGUUCGUGGAGACUACGGACGCCGCGGCAACUGGGUAUGAUAUCACUAUGAUGAAUACAUUUUUCAUUUGUUUAAAAAUUUAGGAACGUGACCUGCGUGAUCUUUUCGAAGACUGGAAGAAAGAAACUCAUUGGGGACGACCAGAUUACCGCUCGUCACGUUUCCAAGCUCCCAGAGGCGGUUAUGGUCGUUAUGGAUUCUCCGGAUAA